AUGACGGACGAUGAGGUACGCUCCUACCUCCGAUAUGAGAGCUACGUCAUGAACUGUUCGAUCUGUGACGAGACUGGCUCUCGCGACGCGUCCUUCAUGCCCGAAGAAUAUCAACACCAGCGGCGCCUCAUGGGGUCACUCGUCGGCACCCCAUUUGUGGGUCAGGACGACCGCGGGGACGAGGGCUGCUUCUUUUGCUUCUCUGAUCUAUCUUGCCGAACGCCAGGCGCUUUCCGUCUUAAGUUCACACUCAUUAUGAUAGAUCCUGCCCGCGCAGGCAUGGUGCGACACUUUCCACUACUGUCGGAGACAAUGAGCGAUGUCUUCCACGUCUACAGCGCCAAGGAGUUCCCUGGCAUGUUGCCGAGCAGCGACUUGGCCAAGAAGCUCAAGGAGCAAGGAUGCAUCAUCUCGAUCAAAAAGGGCAACGACAGAUCGAAGAAUGCCAGAGGCCAGGAUGAGCUAUCCGACAUGGAUGAGGAUGAGGGCGAGAGCUCACAGGGCAAUCGCAAACGGCGUACGGUUCGGGAAUAG
Messenger RNA from Purpureocillium takamizusanense, 534 nucleotides. RefSeq lists its product as uncharacterized. Lineage: Eukaryota; Fungi; Ascomycota; Sordariomycetes; Hypocreales; Ophiocordycipitaceae. Bases 1 to 534 code for a protein of 177 amino acids. The record is from RefSeq and is a predicted model, not a curated record. The transcript has a single exon.